AUGCUUUUCCUCCCAGCUGCUGCUCUGUGCUGUCUGUGUUCAGCACUGGUUGCCAUGGCAGCAGAGCCAAUUGCCAGGCUGAUUCAAGACCAGUUAUCAUUGACCAGGAGAGUUGAUGAAACAGUCUCCUUCAGCUGUGAUCGAACUGACCAGUGUGACUAUGAUGGAGAUGUAUACUGGUACCAGAAGAAAGAGACAUUCUCAUGGAUUCUGUAUAUUAACAGGAAUAAGAGUGAAGUUCAUCAUAUCCCUCCUUUUCAGGAAGAUGAUUUCACAGCUGUUAAUAAAGAGAACGGCUGUGAGUUGAAGAUAGAGAAAGUUAAACUCUCUCAUUCAGCCUCCUACUACUGCUCCUGUCUGAAGGAUGAUCCCCACAGCCUCGAAUUCUUUGGCUCUGGAACCAAACUGUAUGUAUCAGAUGAGCCCGUAGUGAAGCCCGUGGUGAGCGUGUACCCAGCAGCAUCCAGAGCCCACCUGGAGGGGAAGAGCUCCCUGCUGUGUCUGGCCUCAGCCAUGUCUCCUCCUCUGGUCCAGUUCUCCUGGAAGAGACAGAAGGAGGAUGGUUCUCUGGAGGAGCUGACCCGUGAUGAUGGAGAGCAGCUGGUGCUCACAGAGCCGGGACGCACCGCCGCCAUCUUGCUGAUCCAUCAGCCAGAGAACAGAACAUAUAAAUACCGCUGCUACGUCAAGCACGAGGGCGGCACAGUGGAGGCCCAAACACAACAAGAGGUUCCAGCUCCAGCAGCCCCCUGUCCUCCAGAGAGAGAGCCAGCAGACCUGGCAGCUCUGCAGCAAGAUGACUUGGUUCCCCUGGAUCCUCUCCAGCCUCAGUGCAGGGUGAAGCUGCUCUGUCUGCUCUACACAGUGCUGAUAGUGAAGAGUCUGGUGUACUGCUGUGGACUCUCUCUGUUGAUGAUCCUCAGAAACAAGGGGCCGUCCGCCAACUGCACACAUGCUGACUGACUGUUUUCUAAUUGCCUUUUCUCACCAUCAAUUCUCAUCACUUCAUCUCAUUUAUGUCUUUGAUCACUGUUCAGACAUUUAAGUCAAAUGUAUCUUUUUAUCCACAGGUUAGAUACCAUCAGCCUGCAGAUGAUGAAUACAUAUAUACUUAUGCAUAUACUUUUUGAAUCAUUAAAUUUACAGUUUCUAGUAUUGUGUCAUUUUAAUGCUCUAUUUUGUUUCCACUUUUAAUUUUGACUCAUGUAAAAUAGAAGAUUUAGCUGAAUCAUUAGCUGCUUGGUAGAUAUUUUA
Messenger RNA from Seriola dumerili (greater amberjack), 1254 nucleotides. Its product is annotated as immunoglobulin lambda-1 light chain-like. The record is from RefSeq and is a predicted model, not a curated record. Lineage: Eukaryota; Metazoa; Chordata; Actinopteri; Carangiformes; Carangidae. Bases 1 to 963 code for a protein of 320 amino acids. The transcript is spliced from 6 exons.